CUAGAUAAGGCCUUCGUCUUGUUGGACUUCUACUCAUCACUGCGAAGCGAAUGGUAGCUCCGGCGACGCUUGCCCUCGGCCCAUGCGCCGCGCUUCCGCCGGCGGCGACCGUGGCUGGGAAGGCCCGGAGAACUCUGCAGCUUGUGCUUCCUGGUUCUCCGCACCUUCAGAGCUCUGCUUCGUCUCUGCCCAAGUCGUGCAUCCUCCGUAAUCGCAGGGCUUUGUCUUUCUCCCCCGCGGCCGUCGCUGUAGAUUCAGAUCAGUCUGGAUCGAUCCAGACUGAAGAGAAGGAGAAACCUAUGAAAUAUUACUUUGUGGUGGCAAAUGCAAAGUUCAUGCUUGAUGAGGAGGAGCAUUUCAAGGAGCUGUUGUUUGAGAGGCUGAGACUCUUUGGUGAGAGAGACAAAGAACAAGAUUUCUGGCUUGUCAUUGAGCCCAAGUUCUUGGAUAAGUUUCCAAACAUCACCAAGAGAUUGAAUAGGCCUGCUGUUGCGCUCGUCUCCACCAAUGGCCCUUGGAUUACGUUUAUGAAGCUGAGAUUGGAUAGAGUUUUGGCAGAUAACUUCGACGCAAACAGCCUCGAAGAAGCUUUAGAUUUUAAUCCGGUUGAUUUGAAGUUUGACAAACCAGAGAAGUGGGUUGCGCCAUAUCCAAAGUAUGAGUUUGGAUGGUGGGAACCCUUUUUACCACCAGUGAACAGCAAAACGAGUUCAUAAGUCAGUUUUCAUUUCCCGUUUCAACCCAAUUUUUAGAUAGAUUGUAUUUUAGGGGACUAUGUUGUUGUUAUUUGUAUCAUAUGUUGGAACUUCCAUGCUGUUAAGGUUCAUGAGCAUUACUUUGUAUUAAUAAUUCUAAUGUGCAAGCGGCUUUCAGUUUCAGUAGAUGGUGUUCAUCCA
Messenger RNA from Dioscorea cayenensis subsp. rotundata (Guinea yam), 896 nucleotides. RefSeq lists its product as uncharacterized. The coding region runs from base 51 to 716 and encodes 221 amino acids. The record is from RefSeq and is a predicted model, not a curated record. Lineage: Eukaryota; Viridiplantae; Streptophyta; Magnoliopsida; Dioscoreales; Dioscoreaceae. The transcript has 3 exons.